This is a messenger RNA of Colletotrichum destructivum, 2191 nucleotides long. Its product is annotated as Putative K domain-containing protein. Lineage: Eukaryota; Fungi; Ascomycota; Sordariomycetes; Glomerellales; Glomerellaceae. Gene Ontology annotation, molecular function: RNA binding. Bases 149 to 1120 code for a protein of 323 amino acids. The transcript has 2 exons. The record is from RefSeq and is a predicted model, not a curated record. Gene Ontology annotation, cellular component: nucleolus; small-subunit processome.
GGAAAGCCCCCACCCGUAUCGAUAAGCUCCGAAAAAAAGAUUCGACGACCAGCGCCACUACCUACACCACCGGUCGUCCUGCACUUCUUUUUCCUGGUAAACAGGGGCAGCUGCCAAACCUGUGUCUCAACACACGAUAACCGCCAAGAUGCCCUCCACAUACAAGAAAGAAAAGCCAUGGGAUACAGACGACAUCGACAAGUGGAAGAUUGACACAUUUACCCCCGCAGACAACGCUGGAGGCACCUUUGCUGAAGAAUCGUCCUUUGCGAUCGUCUUCCCCAAGUACCGCGAAGUCUACCUCAAGGAGGCAUGGCCUCUCGUCACAAAGGCCCUCGAGAAGACGGGCAUCGCCUGCUCUCUUGACCUUAUUGAAGGUUCCAUGACCGUCAAGACGACAAGAAAAACAUAUGACCCCGCUGCAAUUCUCAAUGCCCGUGACCUCAUCAAGCUCCUCGCCCGAAGCGUUCCCGCGCCGCAGGCGCUCAAGAUCCUCGAAGACGGCGUCGCCUGCGACGUCAUCAAGAUCCGCAACCUGGUGCGCAACAAGGAGCGCUACGUCAAGCGCCGCCAGCGCAUCCUCGGCCCUAACGGCUCGACCCUCAAGGCGCUUGAGCUUCUCACUCAGACCUACAUCCUUGUGCAAGGCAGCACCGUCUCCGUCAUGGGGCCCUUCAAGGGUCUCAAGGAGGUGCGCCGCGUCGUCGAAGACUGCAUGGCCAACAUUCACCCCAUCUACCACAUCAAGGAACUCAUGAUCAAGCGCGAGCUUGCAAAAGACCCGGAGCUCGCCAAUGAAAGCUGGGACCGCUUUCUGCCCAAUUUCAAGAAGAAGACGCUCAGCAGCAGACGCGUGCCGCUUAAGGUCACCGACAAGACCAAAAAGGUCUACACCCCGUUCCCCCCCGCUCCCGAGAAGAGCAAGGUCGACAAGCAGAUCGAGACGGGCGAGUACUUUUUGGGCAAGGAGGCCAAGGCCAAAGCCGCCCAGGCCGAGCGCAUGGAGCAGCAGAAGCAGAAGAAGGUCGAGAGGUUGCGCGAGAGGGAAAAGGAGUACAUACCGCCCGAAGAGCUGGGCCACAAGAGGAAGAAGAGAAAGAAGAGCGAGGACGACGAGUGAAGGGUGCAGGCCAGAGAAGGCAUGCGGGACGAGGGCGUGGAGGAAAGCGUGUGCGUGUUGUAGACCCGGGUAGAUGCCUGCAUUGCAUCUGCGAGCAGAAAGGGGGUCGUCACGUACAUAGGUGAGGUGUUAGCUCACCCAAGAUACCCUUCCAUUCAUUGAGAGUUCAGGAGCCUUCUCACAUGUACAGUGGCGAUCUGCUUAAAAUUACACCGCCUCGCGAUCUGUAUAUCAAACAAAAGCGAAAUGUCACAAUAAUGGGAAAGCACUGAUGUGUAACGCGGUUGCCUUGAGAGACUGAUAGUGUCGACUACCUAAGUACCGAUGUUGGGUGAACCAAACUGGCUACAUCAGCGUCCGUCCUCUUCUUGCCUGAUUCCUCUCCAUGGCCUUUCUCUUUUCGUGUCCGAACCAAGCACACCAAAUUCCCGCCAUAGGGCAAAGGGUUUGAUCUGUCUGGCCAAACUUUCAGUUGAAAGAGGGGGCAUCUCUCGGACGAGGCCCAUGUCGCUUGCCUAUGCGGACGAGCAGUUGCAGUGGUAGGUGGGCGGAUAUCAGCCCUCGUCCCAUUUCUUGCCACAGGGCGAGUGAACUGUCGGCUGAAGCAGAGGUGUUCAGAUGGCGGUCGCGGUCGAUGCCGGCGCUCUCGACAAGCUCGUAACAGAGGUCGCGCUCGAUGGGGAUAAUCGUGUGGCCGUACCGGAGUGCAUCCUCCUCGGUGGUGUCCAGAGGAUUGUCGUAAGGGAAGCUCCUCGGGGCCGAGUGAGAGCCGCUGGAGCGCUCGAGUUGGAGAACAAUUUGGCGAUGUGUACUUCCGUGGGGUGAGGGGUCUCGAUAGUGUCAUUGGAGCGGCGAGGUCGACACUCGCAAGGAGCGCCCACAUGAGUGCUGAGACGAUGAGUGUGGUUUUAAUGACAUACUAGGGAGACCAGACUCAGAUUGCUUCUGCAAAGCGUUUGUGUGAACAUUCAGACUUGAUUUACAUUAGUGAUGUGGGAGUUCAUGAGUGAGAAGGCGAAAGACGAAGGUGAAGCUAGUAUGAGUAUGGUUUAUCUUAUCGAUAGCCCUGAG